CAAGGUGAGUGUGUAUCAUCGAUACAUUCACUUUAGAUGACAUGAUUUUCCUUUCGCAGAUAACGAUUUUGGGUCUGACCCUACUGCUUUGCUUGGGGCUUGCACACUCACAUGGUUUUGGUGGAAAGUUCGGAGGAGGUUACGCCCCUGUCUACAACAACUUUGUUCCAUAUCCAGUGGCCCAGCCUGUUCCAGUUCCCGUAGCUAUUCCUCAACCAAUUCCAGUCCCAGUCCCGCAACCAGUAGUUAUUCCCAUCAAACACGGAUGGAAGGGCGGUCUAGGUCUAGGUGGAUUUGGAGGAGGUUAUGGCGGCGGUUUCGGAGGCUACCAGAACUUUGCCUCUGCCUCCUCAUUUAGCUCUGCCAGUUCGUUUGGCGGUGGCUAUGGAGGCUUAGGCGGUAGUAUCUUUAGAAGGCGCUAGAAGUAUUGUUUUAUGUUUACUAAAUAUAUAUUUUAGG
Drosophila yakuba is the source of this 459-nucleotide messenger RNA. RefSeq names its product prismalin-14. The coding region runs from base 42 to 422 and encodes 126 amino acids. The transcript has a single exon. The record is from RefSeq and is a predicted model, not a curated record. NCBI's taxonomy places the organism in Eukaryota, Metazoa, Arthropoda, Insecta, Diptera, Drosophilidae.